Cataglyphis hispanica is the source of this 3119-nucleotide messenger RNA. RefSeq lists its product as uncharacterized. Gene Ontology annotation, cellular component: actin filament; cytoplasm. Gene Ontology annotation, molecular function: microtubule binding; actin binding. Lineage: Eukaryota; Metazoa; Arthropoda; Insecta; Hymenoptera; Formicidae. The transcript has 5 exons. The record is from RefSeq and is a predicted model, not a curated record. The coding region runs from base 189 to 2969 and encodes 926 amino acids. Gene Ontology annotation, biological process: actin filament polymerization.
UAUUUCCUUUUUUCCAAAAGUCGUGUAAAAGUGCAACGAAACAUAACGCUUUUUGAAGCUUACUUAAUUCAUACAACUUUAGCAAAGUGUGCGCUAAAAUGCCUCUAGUUAAUUGCAACAGAUCUUACAUAAUAAAUUAUACAUAUAUAGUACAGUGUGAUAUCUCAAUAUAAAUAUUUCACGACUCAAUGAUGAAGCGUAGAAUGUACAAACGACCGUGGCAAAAGUUUCACGAGAUUCAGGAGUCUUUUCGGGAAAAUGCUCGUUUGCGGCCAUCCGAAGAUUCGAAGAACAAAGACGCGGAGGUGAGCGACACGUCUAAUCAACAUUCACCGGAAUUGGUUCUGUACGAAUCGAACCCAUGUCUCUGCAGCGGCAAGCUCAGUCCUGAGAUUAUUUUCAAACGAUUUGAAACAAAACUGCAAACAGAGAGUGAUAAAGACGUGAUCGAGGAUAUGAUUAUCGCAGGGAGGAUUGAACGAUCGAGCUUCGAAUCGAAUCUUUUAAUGUGUGAUUUUAAUAUCGAACCUAGAGAUGAUUUCGCCAACUUGGAAAAUUUAUAUCCUAAGCACAAUACUACAAUCGUGGACGACCCGCUCGAUUUAACGGAUUCGAUUCAUUCAUGCAGUUUCUCUUCCUUAAACAAUGUGUUGAAUAGCGACGCGAAUGAAACGACCGAUAUAACACACGAUGGACAAUCUUCAGCGGAUGCUCUCCAAGAGACGACUCGCCAAAGAAUCUCGCAAACAGCGACAUUUCCUUCCAACUUGGAAUCUCAGUCGCGUGAAGACUCAAUUCCGGAAUCCGCGAAUUUGCACGACAAAUAUGAGAAACAAUCUCUGGAAGAAAAUUCGGAUCAGCAGAAAAAUCGCGAUAUACUCGGAACGAUGGACAAUUUUUAUUCGUUGGACAAGACAUUCUCGAUGAAUGACGAUCUGAUGUGCGAGAUGGACAAUCAUCUAGAUGGACAGUCAUCAAUGAUGAACGUCAAUCAGCAAUCUACCACGGAAACGACUUGCAAAUUACAGAAAGAAUACAUCUCGGAAUCCGCACGUUUCGCAAUCUUUCACGAGAUCGAGAAACAAUCUGGAUUCACUGACGAUAUCGGGCUACUAUCGUCCGAUGAACUGGCUGGAUUAUCGAUUUGCAGAUCCACUGACGAUCACGAUGACUUGCGAGACAAUAAGAAGAGAAGAAAGGGGACACCAAAUGACAAUAAGAGAUUCAUUCUCGAGAAAAUCGGCGAGCGUUUAACGGCGAAUUGGAGUGAGUUUCGCAGGAAGUUUGCCUAUUUGCAACGAGUAAGCAGGAAAAUUUGUGGCGAAGAUUCAACGGAACGCAGCGCGUCCUUGUUGUAUAGAAUACUCCCCUAUGUCUCCGACUCGACGUCAUUUUUCUCCUUUCGUACGUCUUCGGAUCGCGACGUUGCUACGCGAUUCACUGACGAAGGGCACGAAUUCAUAAAGGACGAAGAAAAAGAAGAAGCGAAGAGAAUUGAAUCCAAGAUUCAACCGGAAACAAAUUCUUGCGGAGAAUCGCCGCAAUCGUCGCCGAAAAGCUUUCGAAACGCGACUUCGAUCUUCGAUUACAAAGAAGAGAUGAAGAAGCAGAGGCAAUCGGAGAUUCACCCGAAGAUUAUAGAUUCACUUCCGAGGAAGAGCGAAGAAUGCUUGUUGGAUCCAUCUUCUUGUGGUAAAACGCAUUGGGACAACAUCUUGGAAUCGACGCUUGACCUGUCCACGAUAUUCAAUUACGACAACCGCAGUAUUUCUCUGCAAAAAGUAAAAUGUCAUCAGGAUGAUACCUGUAAACACCAGAUGUCACAAAAUAGCGCGAAGCUACUAAAUUCCCAGGCAUCUCGUCGAAGAAACAUUUGCCGCACAUUAAUUACAUGGGUGAUUGUUCUCUGCAUUUGGUUGAAAAAAAAUCUACUGCAUCUGCUAAAUGGUAGUUACAAGAAAUUACAAAAGGCCAUGUGUAUCUCAUCUUCAUCAACGGAGACUCCUCGAACAAAAAAAUUCAACCGCUUAAUAGCGACAUUGCGUUCUGAAAACGAGAAGACGUUACGCUUACUGUCGAAAAAAAUAACUCGACUCUCGAUGGAUUUCGGCCAGAUACGAACGAGCACCGAAGCCACUCUUAAGGCCCUCACAAUCGAAGUAAAUGUCGUCCGUGAAACCAGCAAAAAGAUGACUGAAGAUCAUAUGACGUUACUGGACGAGCUGAAAAAGUUGCAUGAAAUAUUAGAGGAAGUUCGAUCGAAAUUCUCGCAACCGGUUCCCUUGUUCCCUUCAUGUUCCUCGUUUUCUCCUUCUCGUUUGCCUCCACCUCCACCUCCUCCUCCUCCUCCUCCUCCUCCGCCUCCGCCAAUGCCAUCAUCCUUAAUACCUCCGCCGCCAUCGUCUUUUUCGCUUUUGCCGAAAGUGCAUACCUCCGCAUCGAUACCACCUCCUCCGCCCCUCCCUUUAACUUCCUUGCAGUUCCCAAAGCCACAGUCUCCGACAACCCCCAAUAGUAGCAGAAGUAAGAAGAGUAGGACACCUAGAAAAUGCUCCACGCCGUUGUUCAAUAGGCCAAGCAUCACAGUUGAAGAUCUAUUAAAAGUCACAUUAAAGAAAGCGCCACAAAGUAUUAAGGAUAACAGACGAAACACUGUACCAGGUCCGAGAGGGCCGCUCGUGUCCCUGGAAAUGCUGCGUAACGUAAAGCUAAAGUCUGCGAAACGUAAAUCUGGCGAUCAGACUGGAAAGUCACCCAGAAAUGGACGAAUUUUUAAAAAUCGAACCGCGUCGAGCGUCACCCUUUCGCCGAUUCUGACCGGAUCAGAAGGUAAUUUGGAGCGAAUCCUGCGACAAGUAAAUUUAACCAGACCGAGGAGACUUAUAUCCGGCUCGAAUAGUUUCCGCGAUCGAGACUUUGCGAAAGAGAUGCAAUCUCAAUCGCUGCAAUCGCAAUCCGCGCUUGAAUAAUCUUAUCAGCUCUCCUGCAUCAGCUACCUUAUUUCUCGCUUCUAAUGUUAUAAUCUAAUAGUAGUAAGAAAUAAGAAACCUAAAAUUUAAAUUAGAUAUAUAGAUUAAAUAUUAAGUUUAGAGAUUAAAAAAUAAUUAAUAUAGACACGU